AUGGAAAAUCCUCAAAAUCAGGAGAUGGUCGAGAUAAGAGUAGACGUGGAAGGCAGUAAAAACGAACUAGAGAAAAAAGAAAAAAACACUACUAACUUUGGCAGGAAAGGUCGUCAAGAUGAAGAGGUGGUGAUCCAAAUAAGAGUAGAAGGGAAAGACAGAGAAGCAGAAAAAGAAAAAGAAGUGGAGAAGGUUAGAAGAAAAGAAUUCAAACAAUUUGAUAUAGUAAAAUCUACUGCUCAAGUCGGGAACAAAGCAUUUACUAGUGAUGAACACUUAAACCAGACCAGUUUGGACAGACACAACAGGAUUAUGCAAGAAUGGAAAUUACUCAAAAAGGGUCUACCUGAUUCAAUCUAUGUCAGAGUUCAUGAACAAAGAACUGAUUUUCUCGAAGCCUUAAUCGUUGGCGGAGCAGGUACUCCCUACAGCGAUGGUUUAUUCUACUUUCAUAUUAUAUUCCCAUCUAAUUAUCCAUUGGCACCACCCACACUGCACUUCAAGACAACUUAUUACUGUGACGGCUUGGGUGUGGAUUUUUUAAAAUACAAUGACUGCGAGGGCAUUUAUAUUCGUGAUAUAAAAGGUCUUGAAAAAUGGAAUUCAAAGGACUCAAGUAUACUGGAAAUUCUAGUAUCCAUCCGAUUAUCAUUUCACAUUGAGAAACCUUACUUUCGGAAUCAUAAUAUGAACGAUCGCGGUUUAUUAGAGGCCAUUGAGAAGGGUUACAAAUUUGACGAAUCUUAUGAUUUCGAUGAAAUGGUCUUCAAAAGGAAAUGCGGGACAGUAUUGGCUACUCUUAAGAAACCACCGAAGGUUUUUGAAGAAUUUGUUGCUCAACACUUCCGUGAUCGCGCUGAAGCAAUUUUAAUAGCUUGUCAACCUUAUUAUAGAGUCAGAUAUGGUGAUCGUCCUAUAUACGAGACAAAGUUUUGUCGUAAAUAUCGAGAGUCCAUGGCCAAUACGUACGUAAAGCUCUUAAAGGCCUUUAUAAAGAAUGGUUCUUCUGUGGAUGAUUAUGUUGGAGACAUUAAUUUGGUGGAUGACUCUGAUUAUGUUAAGCCGCCUCCCACCCUGCCGCCUUGGAUAUGCACUGAUAACAAAGUGUUGAGAUUCUGA
Molecule: messenger RNA, 1119 nt
Organism: Papaver somniferum (opium poppy)
Lineage: Eukaryota; Viridiplantae; Streptophyta; Magnoliopsida; Ranunculales; Papaveraceae
Product: putative ubiquitin-conjugating enzyme E2 38
Exons: 2
Coding region: 1-1119 (372 amino acids)
Molecular function (GO): ubiquitin conjugating enzyme activity
Source: RefSeq, a predicted model, not a curated record